Messenger RNA from Bombyx mori (domestic silkworm), 863 nucleotides. RefSeq names its product UTP11-like U3 small nucleolar ribonucleoprotein. NCBI's taxonomy places the organism in Eukaryota, Metazoa, Arthropoda, Insecta, Lepidoptera, Bombycidae. The transcript is spliced from 4 exons. Gene Ontology annotation, biological process: rRNA processing. Bases 102 to 860 code for a protein of 252 amino acids. Gene Ontology annotation, cellular component: nucleolus; small-subunit processome. The record is from RefSeq and is marked provisional.
UCGUUUGAUGAAAAGUGUACGCAGUAAAUAAGUAAUUUUUAAAUAAAAACGCCUGAUUUCUUUCUUCUUCUUCAUACCUUAAGUUGAGCUUCUAGUCCAAAAUGUCGUCGUGGAAGAAGGCCGCUAAGGCGAAUCAGAAAACUCACAGAGAACGACAUCAACCAGAAGCUCGGAAACAUCUUGGACUUCUCGAAAAGAAGAAGGAUUAUAAAAAGAGAGCAGAUGAUUACCAUGAGAAAGGUCAAACCUUAAAACUUCUUCGGAAAAGGACACUUGAUAAGAACCCAGAUGAAUUUUACUAUCACAUGAUAAACUCUAGGGUGAAAGAAGGGGUACAUCAUGAGCUCCAGAAAGAGGGUGAGCACUCGUCGGAGCAGGUGAAGUUGAUGCAGACUCAAGAUAUCAAAUAUAUCAACAUGAAACGCACCAUUGAAAGUAGAAGAAUCAAUAGACUACAGUCCCAACUUCAUAUGACAGACGUAGCAGAGGCGACACCAAACACACACACAUUCUUUGUUGAUGAAGGUGAAGAGAAUGGCUUUGAUUUAGCGAAGAGACUUGACACACAUCCUGCUCUGAUUGGCAGAAAAUCCAAUAGGCCAAGAUUGUCUGACUUAAACAAGAUAACUCUACCAGACUUGGAUGAAGAGACUGUAAAAGAAAUGAAAAAGAAAAAGGAGAAAGUUUACAAAGAGAUUGCGAAAAGAAUUCAAAGAGAGACCGAGUUGACAGUUGUCCAACAAAAGAUGGAGCUAAAACGUCACCUGCAGGACACUUCAGUACUAAAGCCAAAGAAAAUAAAGAAGGGUUCGGCAAAAGCGGCUCCAGUUUACAAAUUCCAUUACAUAAGGAAGAAAUAAAAA